This is a messenger RNA of Komagataella phaffii GS115, 1455 nucleotides long. RefSeq names its product Protein with similarity to mammalian monocarboxylate permease. Gene Ontology annotation, molecular function: transmembrane transporter activity. Lineage: Eukaryota; Fungi; Ascomycota; Pichiomycetes; Pichiales; Pichiaceae. Bases 1 to 1455 code for a protein of 484 amino acids. The transcript has a single exon. The record is from RefSeq and is a predicted model, not a curated record. Gene Ontology annotation, biological process: transmembrane transport.
AUGAGCUUGGCAACGGCUAAAAAAUUCUUAGGUCUCAAAAAUGGAAAACAAAUGUCUGACUCAACACCUAUGAAAUCAAAAGAGUUAGAGGUCGUGAACGUCGAAUCAGUAUCAAAAGACAACCCUCAUCAAGUUCCAGACGGUGGUUACGGCUGGUUUGUGGUGAUUGGCUGUUUUCUUUUCAACCUAUCUACCUGGGGUGCCAACAGUGGGUAUGCUAUUUAUCUGGCUCACUAUUUGGCCGACGAUACCUUUCAUGGAGCAAGCAAAAUUGAUUACGCUAUAAUAGGAGGACUAUCAUUUGCUUCAGGGACCGUUUUGGCACCUCUGAUUAACUACUUGGUCGGAGUUACUAACUUGACAUUCGUUUUGGUUUUGGGAUGGAUCAUACAAUUUAUAGCAGUCAUGCUGGCCAGUUGGGCUACAAAACUCUGGCAAUUGUUUCUCACGCAAGGAGUUCUUUUUGGAAUUGGAAUGGCUUUAGUUGCUCUUUCCAAUGUGAACGUUCUCCCGCAAUGGUUCAAGAGAAAGCGAAACCUGGCAGGAGGAAUCGCAGCCGCAGGAUCUGGUGGUGGGGUUAUCUUCAACGUUGGAAUGCAAGAUGUCAUGAAUAAGCAUGGUUACCAAUGGGCAUUGAGAGCUCAAGCAAUUAUCUGCGCAUCAUUGUCAUUCGUUGGAAUUUGUCUGGUAAGAUCCAGAAACAAGCAUAUUAAACCUGUGUACCGAGUUUCGGACAAACAGGUGUGGAGUUGUUUUGGAACCUACAUGCUAAUAUUAUGGACCAUGACUACUAUGCUGGGAUAUGUCACGCUGAUGUACAACUUGGCAGAUUUCACGAGAUCUCUGGGGUAUUCGGCUUCCCAAGGGUCGGUGGUUUCUGCAAUGGUCGCUGUUGGUGCAUGUGCUUUCAGACCACUGACUGGACUAGUUGGGGAUAGAUUGGGUCCAGUAUCAGCUACGAUCUUGAUACAUACCUUUGUAUUCACACUUGUUUUUGCAAUGUGGAUCCCCACCAGGAAUUAUGCAACUGCUGUGGCGUUUGCACUGAUGGUUGGUGCAACUAUGGGUACGGUCUGGGUUGUGAUGGCAGGCAUUGCAACUCGCGUCUUUGGUUUGAAGAAAGUCGGAGUUGGGCUGGCCGCUUUAUGGAUCGCAAUCGGUGUUUCUGGGUUCUGUUCUCCUAUUAUCGGGAUCUCCCUAAAAAGCGAUCCUCCCAAUGGUGCAGAAACCGACCCUACCCAGUACGUAAACCCAGCUAUAUUUGUUGGUUUUAUGUACUUCGCAUCGGUGUUGUCUUUGAUCAUUUUACGGGCAUGGCUGAUUACUCGUGAUGAAAUCUCAGUAGAAGUUCACGGAGGUCAUUUUGAAGAUAGUGCGGACGAUCUGUUACUCAGAGUUCCUCCUUUGCAAUGUAUCCGCAAUAUUUGUAGAUUUCGUCUUCCAAGAAAGGUCUGA